Plectropomus leopardus (leopard coralgrouper) is the source of this 366-nucleotide messenger RNA. The record is from RefSeq and is a predicted model, not a curated record. NCBI's taxonomy places the organism in Eukaryota, Metazoa, Chordata, Actinopteri, Perciformes, Serranidae.
GUGCGUCAGCAGAUGGAGGAGCAGGUGGCUCAGAAGUCCAGUGAACUGGAGCAGUACCUGCAGCGCGUCCAGGAGCUGGAGGACAUGUACCAUCGGCUGGAGGAGGCCUUAGAGGACGAGAGGCAGGCGAAGCAGGACGAGGAGGCCAUGCAUAAGCUGCAGGCUAGGCUGCUUGAAGAGGAGGCAGCAAAGAGAGCAGAGCUGGAGCAGAUCCACCUGCAGCAGCAGAGGGCGCUGUCUCAGACUGAGGCGGAGAAGCAGGAGCUGGUGGCCGAGCGGCUGGCCAAGGAGAGAGACUUGCAGGCAGCCAUGCAGCAGCUGGAGAGGCUGGAGAGGGAGCGGCACGGAGCGCUGGAGCAGUACGAG